AGAUAGAUAUGAGAUACAUAGCCCAUGAUAAGAUGGAGAGCAAAUUUAAUGAUGAAGAUGACGAAAGGGUAUGUCUUGUUGGUUGUCAUUUAAUACCCCACGUCCCUAAUGUUUAAUUGGGCUAUUCGAUCACCAACUACUGAUAUUUCAACAUCUUAGAAAGCUAGCACUGGUCAGAUUUCAGAAUCACUUUGUCUACUUCUGCAAUCAUUCUCUUCUUGAUAAACAUUCAACCAUAGCAGAUAAAUUUGCACUAAUAUGCCUUAGAUAUUGCACAUAUUAUAGAGCGAGAAAAAGGUCCUUACUUGUGUGUCCGCAUUAUGAACCAGCAAGAGAAUCAAGACUUGGCUUCUUCCUUGCCUGUUCUUCCACGGUUAGAUCGCCUUGAUCGCCUAGUGCAGCUUCUGGAAGAGAAACAUGGGAUUUCAGGAAGAGAUACUGCCUUGAAGAAAGAGGAAGAAGAGUCAGAUGAGUCCAAGACUAAUAUGACUCUGUCCUCUGCUCUCGAAGAAGUUCAUCACAAAGGCACACUCAUGGAGCGACUUGCACUCCUUGAGACUCGAGUUUUACAGGUUUUAAAUAAUAAUCACUCCUACUUAACUUAUAUUAUAUAUAUAUACAAUAUCAGCAUAAAUUGCAUUGUUAGUGUUAAGUAUGUUAUAACAAGUGGUCUACUGUUAAGUUUGUGGGCUUGAUCAACUGUGGGGGUUGCG
Lycium ferocissimum is the source of this 713-nucleotide messenger RNA. RefSeq lists its product as uncharacterized. NCBI's taxonomy places the organism in Eukaryota, Viridiplantae, Streptophyta, Magnoliopsida, Solanales, Solanaceae. The coding region runs from base 321 to 695 and encodes 124 amino acids. The transcript has 2 exons. The record is from RefSeq and is a predicted model, not a curated record.